This is a messenger RNA of Gadus morhua (Atlantic cod), 6682 nucleotides long. Its product is annotated as formin. The transcript has 17 exons. Bases 604 to 4809 code for a protein of 1401 amino acids. Gene Ontology annotation, cellular component: cytoplasm; cytoskeleton; actin filament. Lineage: Eukaryota; Metazoa; Chordata; Actinopteri; Gadiformes; Gadidae. The record is from RefSeq and is a predicted model, not a curated record. Gene Ontology annotation, biological process: cortical actin cytoskeleton organization; actin nucleation. Gene Ontology annotation, molecular function: actin filament binding; microtubule binding.
CUCAGGGGGUUUUCCUCGCACCCCGUAGCAGCCUGGGAGCAGAGGUUGGUAGAGUGAGGCAAGCCACGCACAGAAGUGGUGAGGCAAGCCACGCCAGUGAAUCAAAAUAACUCUUGAACUUUGUAACUUUCCAUACCAAAGUGAUCGGGGCUUCUUUUUUUCCUUCAAAUGUUUCUGGAAGGUGGAUGAUCGUUCCCAGGAGGAUUAUACUUGGAAAUAUUUCCAGCAGCGACUGAGCUGCUUGACUGCGAUCGGAACGCCGGUGGACGUUACUUACUUUGACCCAAAGGAGAGGUUACCUGUGACUUUUUUUUUUUUACGACAUUAUUGAAGGCUGCUCUGUAUGCAGGAGAGAUAACGUUUAUUAUUGUGUGUAGCCACUUUAGGAAGGUUAAGGAGAGGAGAGAAGUGCAGUGGGCUUUCCAUACAAAGGACAUUUGUUCCCAGGCAUCGUGGGGGUGGAACAGGAGCAGUUUGGAUGACAGGAAGGGGGAGAGAUGACCCUUGACAUCCUAAAAGGGACACUGGACUGGGGCCAAAACGUGUCCCUCCUUUCACCUUGAAUCGGUUCCUCCAGAAAUACAACAGGUUGAGAAACAAAAAAUGGAGGGUGCUGGUAGGAGCCCGACUAAACCGGAGAGCCUGCCUCCCAGCUCCUUAAUCAAUAAGCUUUCCUCCGUCUUCGGCCGCGACUGGUCUGCACCGGCCGGGACAGCCGUCCUGACGUCUUUCAAAACUCUUUCGAAGGAGGAAGCUACUGUGGAUGAAAGUACGCAAACAUCUAGGCUCUUAAGCACAAAUGCCGAGCUGCAAGACGGCGUGUAUUCCCGUCAUAAAUGUGUCUCUGCGCCUUCCGUGGAAACGCAGGAUGUUCAAUCGGGGACGUUCACCCUCAAGGAGCAGUCAGUUGAUUCGGAUUUGCAGCGGGUCACCAUGGUGGAGACCUACAGUGACGCUGAGAACGACGACGUUGACGACGAGAAGGGGAUACACACAGCCGUCGCACAAUCGGGAGGGCUUUUUCGGACUCCGGAGAUGCUGCUGUCGGAACAGACGGGCAGGGGAAGAGAGCGGCCCGGAGAUCCGCCGCUUGAGUCCGGCCAGGAGUAUAGAUAUAACGAAGAGAACGUGGACUACCCAGUGUUUAGAACUCACAAUCUGAUGGAGCUAUCCCUUAAGAACCCGUCUGCACUUUCCAAAAGCAGGUUCCCCCGGACAAACUCUAAGACGGGCCAGGAUGAUCCAGACGGUCCACUGAGGGACACCUCAACCAACACGCCUGGGAAUGACGAAACGCGACUAUUUGAGGCUGUGGCCACACACGUCAAAGCAGACACCGUCAGCUUCAGUAGCAUAGACGUAGUAACCGGUCCGGACAAUGUGAAGGCGGAAGGGCUUUCUUCAGCAAUAGACUCGGCAGAUGAAUCUGGUGAAUCUGCAUUGUUGUCAUCUUCUGAGGCGCCUGUUAAAAAAGUAUCUUUGAUUUCCUUGGAAGUAGAGCGACAGAAAGCCCGAAACGUGGACCAAGUGAAGGAGAUAAGCAGGAAGAAGCCAGGAGAUGUGAAGGGGCCAGAGGAGUCUCGUUCCAGCGCUGUCUCCUCCCCCCUCCCCCUAUCUACUACCACAAAAACUGUUUCACUCGGAACCUCCACUAGCCCAGAAUCACAGUCGGACACUAAUGGCAAGACUGAGGACCUUUCAGGGUCCUCUGGUUGCACCAAAGCACACAGUAACUCAUCCGCCUCACCCCGGAUCACACAGGACCCCACCAAGACUGGUGUCAGAUCACCUAGCUCGUCCCCAAAGAAAACGGCCUCAUCCCUCCCGGCCUCCGCCAACUCAUCCCCCUCCAAGACGGCAGCCUCGUCUCCGGCUCCGCCCUUCCAGCUGCCGGCUCUCUUCAGCGGGCUGAGGGUGCACAAGAAGGGUGCAACUGGGGAGGACCGGGAAACGCUUUCGGAGAUCAAGCAGAGGGAGAAGGACACUGAGCUGGCCGUGCUCAGCCUGAAGAAGACCGUGAACAAGGCCAAGCAGUACCCCGAGCAGAUCGUGGUGACGCCGGUCAGGAGACGCAGCGAACCCAAACAGAUGGCCGAAACCAAGAGCAACCUGCUCGGGCAGCUCAACCUGCUCCUGAACCUGGACAACCAUGAGAUGAGCAGCAGGCCCGACCAUGAAAAGGAGUCCCCCGCUGAAGCCAAAAAGGAUGCCCCCAAAGGGGAGAAGGAGGGGACAACGGAGCAAGACGUGGCAGUCGUCACAACGCCAACUGAAAAAAAGAAAACCUCAGAUUUAGCCUAUGAAACUUUUAAAAACCUUUUUGGCCCAAAAACCCCGAAAAAGGGGAUCACGGAACCUACGGACCUAGAUGCUGUUAAACAGAAACUUAAAAGCGAGAAGGAGCUUCUGAAGUCUAUCUUUGACAGAGCUGCAAAGUCUCCACUCAGCCCCACUGACCCAAAGAGUCCCACAGAGGUUUAUACCGAGGUGACCUCCCCAACAGACAGCGAGGACCGGACCCCUCGCCGUCUCCAGGCCAUCUGGCCGCCCCCCAAGCCCAAGGAUGAGGAGGAGAAAGUGGGACUCAAGUACACCGAGGCAGAGCACCAGGCUGCCCUCUUGCAGCUGAAGAGAGAAUGCAAGGAAGAGAUGGAGAAGUUGCACGCAGACUUUGAGCUCCAGACCUUCCAGCUGCGGGGAGAGCACGCCGUGUCGGUGUCCCGCCUGGAGGGUGUCGCGGCCCGGCUGGAGAGGGACGGCCCGCGGGGCGCCCUCAAGGCCGGCGUGGAGCUGCGCGAGGCCUGCGUCUCCACGGAGGACGAGCUGCCGCCGCCGCCGUCGCCGCCCAAGUCCUUCCGCAACGUCUGCGUGCAGACCGACCGGGAGUGCUUCCUCAAGUCCCCCGACGAGGGCCCUGCCGUGAGCCCCGGCCAGCAGCACAUACCCCGCAGGCUGACCCUGGACGCACUCCCGCUUGGCAUCGGGGCCGGGGCAGCACCUGGACCGCCACCGCCGCCACCACCCUUGCCAGGCCACCUCGCACCACCCCCCCCUCCUCCGUUGCCGGGACACAUGAGAUUGCCCGGACCUCCUCCACCCCCACCCCUCCCCGGCGCUGGACCUCCACCCCCCCCUCCGCCCCCACCUCUCCCAGGCACUGGACCUCCACCCCCACCUCCGCCCCCACCUCUCCCAGGCGCUGGACCUCCACCCCCACCUCCGCCCCCACCUCUCCCAGGCGCUGGACCUCCACCCCCACCUCCGCCCCCACCUCUCCCAGGCGCUGGACCUCCACCCCCACCUCCGCCCCCACCUCUCCCAGGCGCUGGACCUCCACCCCCACCACCUCUCCCCGGCGGUGGCCCUCCACCCCCGCCUCCAUUCCCUGGAAUGGGUCCGCCACCUCCUCCCCCACCACCGGGCUCCGGCCAACCACCCCCACCUCCCAUGGGUGGCUACACUCCGAAGGUGGAGAAGGCCCCGCGGAAGCCCAGCGUGGAGCCGGCCUGCCCCAUGAAGCCCCUGUACUGGACCCGGAUACAGAUCCAGGACAACAACAACAACACGCUGUGGGGCUCCCUGGAGGAACCCGACCUCGUAGACACCGGGGAGUUCGAGGAGCUCUUCUCCAAGGCCACCCUGCAGCCCAAGAAGAAGCCCCUGUCUGACGCCUACGAGAAGAAGGCCAAAACCAAGAAGAUCAUCAAGUUACUGGAUGGGAAGAGAUCUCAGGCCGUGGGCAUCCUCAUAUCCAGCCUGCAUCUGGAGAUGAAGGACAUCCAACACGCUGUUCUUACUGUGGACAACUCUGUUGUGGAUUUGGAGACCAUUGAAGCGUUAUAUGAAAAUAGAGCCACCAGUGAUGAGCUGGAGAGAAUAAAGAAGCAUUAUGAGACUUCCAAAGAAGAUGAGGUCAAACUGUUGGACAAACCGGAGCAGUUCCUCUAUGAGCUUUCCCAGAUUCCGGACUUCACGGGCCGGGCCCACUGCAUCAUCUUCCAGUCGUCCUUCCUGGACAGCAUCGCAUCCAUCCGUCGCAAGGUGGAGAUCGUCUCCACUGUGUCAAAGGUGCUCCUGGAGGGCAGCAGUGUGCGGGAGGUGAUUGGCCUGGUGCUGGCCUUCGGGAACUACAUGAACGGCGGGAACCGAACCCGGGGCCAAGCAGACGGCUUCGGACUGGAGAUCCUCCCCAAGCUCAAAGACGUCAAGAGCAGGGACAAUCGCAUCAGUCUGGUGGACUACGUGGUGUCGUACUACCUACGCAAUUUCGAUGAGUAUGCAGGGACGGACAAGAGUGUGUUCCCUCUGCCCGAGCCACAGGACUUCUUCCAGGCCGCCCAGGUCAAGUUUGAAGAUAUCACGAAGGACGCCAGGAAGCUGAAGAGAGAGCUGACAGUGUGUGAAAAGAAUGUGCAGAAGGUGUGUGCCAACUCCUCAGAGGAACACCUCCAGCCCUUCAAAGAUAAAAUGGAAGGCUUUCUCUCCGUCGCUCAUGAGCAGCAUGCCACCGAAGACAACAGACUUGACACAGCACUGAAGAGUUUCCAAGAAAUGGCAAGCUACUUCGGGCUGAGGCCCAAGUCUGGAGAGAAGGACGUGGCCCCCGGUUUUGUCUUCAUGCUCUGGUAUGAGUUCUGCUGCGACUUCAAGAACACUUGGAAGAGAGAGAGCAAGACCAUCUCCAAGGAGCGACUGAAGGAGGCGCAGGAGAACAUAAAAAAGAUUACGGCAGACAAGAGGGUAGAAACCAAGAAGAUCAACGCCAACAGUCUGAAAGAGAGACUGCGCCAGAAGCAGGCCUCUUCUUGAGGAACGCGGCGAGAGCGAUUUACGGACCAAUCAAAGCGCAGGGAGCCCAGGAAUAGCGAACACAACGACGGUACCGGAGAACCCGAGGUACCAAAUGAAAAAAAGCCCUGCCGGCUCCAUCUCUCCUGCGCUCACCACAUGCCUAACCCGACACCAUACCUCAUAGUUCACCGUCCUGCGCGGCACAUUUUUUGCCUCCCCGCGUGAACCUCGCUCCGACAACUCCACCCAAUACCCUACCUCGUCUUCCCCUCGGGUUCUGCUGCACCCAACGGAUCUACCCAGUAGUGCAGACUGCCCCCCCCCCCCCCCCACCUCCUCCCCUCCUCCGUCUAUUUAGCACCCUCUCCGACUGACUGGUCUCACCCAGCGAACAUGCACACUGUGGGGGCUGCGUCACCACGGGACAGCAGCUCUGGAGGACAGCGGGCAAGACGGAGGGACCAGAGGGAAUGCAGGAGGGUAAGGAGUCCUGUCCCGUCGUCGCCUGCGACUUCGUGGCGUCGGCCUGCGUUGCUGACACGGUCAAAGUGAUGGGAGUACUCGAGGGAGGGGGGUCUUUGGGGGGGGGGGGUCAAAGGUCGACCUCAUUCAUCCCGCAUGGGUGUGACCUCGAGUGGCCGGCUUGUGAAAGGGUCACGGGGGGUCAGGGGUGUUCACAAUAGCGCCAGCUGAUAUAUCGACACAGGGGUGAGUUACACGGCCGGCUGAGCUCCUGGGUUCACGCUGGGUGCCUGUGCGGAUGGUAUUUAGCGUGAGAUAUGUUGCCCACGUUAGCAGAAUCACCAGUAACACAUGCCGCUGCCUACCGCUGGAGGGUCAUUGCUGUAAAAUACGAGCCGCGGGAUGUUUGUGUUUUAGAAGGAAGUCAACCGUCGAGGAACGCUUAACCAUUCGGUAGAAGUAGUCAAGCUAUAGACAAACUGAGAUAUCACUUUGAAUAUGCUCGUAUUAAACAACAGCUAGUCAUUCACAAUGGAGUAUUAUGUGUUGUACUUGCGUUUAAUUUGGUGUUUUUGGACGUAUCAGGGGCCACGAGAUGGAUGAUAUAAUAGUAUAACUUGUGUUCUGUGAGUAGGCAAUAUCGAGUCAUGUUGUUGCAGUGCAUCCAUGCAGGAUGUGGGUCAAAACCACGAGCAGACCCUGGCCCAAUAACACGAGAACCUGCCCCCAAACACACAAGGAUAAAUGGGUUCUCAUGGAUCGAGCUAAAACAGAGCGAGAAUAGAAUCAGGAGAGGGAAGUGUUGUUCCGAGGUAAGAAAAAUGGAGUGUUAAUUCUAUGAAAUAGUUUAUUUUGAAAAUGAUUUAUGAAGUGUCUGUCAUGUCUUGCACACCUUCCUGCUUGUAAAAUAUGUACACAGUAAAUAGCUGCGCCACAUUCCCCUGGGAUGGUAGGCCUACCUAUAUUACAAAUGUAUUGCACUUUUUGCACUCUUUUCCUAUGCAAAGCUAUGGUUUCCUUGAUAAAACAGGUUCAUGAAUUGUACGGCAUCACAAUGAAAAUGGUAGAGAUGUUGAAUUUUUAAGAGUAGCAUAUGUGUUCAAUUUAAGAUUUUAUUUUCACUAUUUGUCAGAUAUCAGCAUUAAAAACACAUGUGAAUAUACCUCUAUUUAUGGGAAUAAAACAUUUAUUUUAAGGUUUUUCCUUUUAGGAUAUAUAUUUUUAGGAGAUGUAAAAUGGUCAAGAAGCUGCCUAAUAUUUAAUUUGGAUGAUACAAACUCUGUCUGUAAAUAUACCUUGCUAUGUAUUUGGCGCCUACGUGGAUGUGGUGCUAUUAUAAUCAAAAAAUGCUGUUUAAUCAAAGCUUUUAUACAAGGUUGUUUGAUUUCUGUUCGUUUUGAGACUAAUUAUUAAAAUUAUGUAACACUCA